AUGUUCCCCCUCCAUCUCCUCACCGUGUUCUUCAUCGGCAGCAGUGUGGAGGGCCACGAGGACCCGAGGGAGGAUGAGGAGGGGUGGGAGGAGAAGAGGAGGGAGGGGGAGGACAGCAGGAGGCCCAUGUACGACCUGUCCCUGUACAAACGGGGUGACCUCCUGGAGGUGCCCAAGACCCUGUUCACCCACUUUGGCAUCUAUCUGGGCAACAACAGGGUGGCACACCUGAUCCCAGACAUCGUGCCUUUGUUCUCCACCAACAAGGACAUUAUCAGCGAGAUGGUGACCAACGACCGUCUCAUCAUGGGGGUGAUCGCCAAGCAGGCCAGCGUACGCGUGGACACAGUGGAGGACUUUGCCUAUGGCUCAAAGAUUCUGGUCAACCACAUGGACCAUGUGUGCAGCCAGCCCGCCCUAGACGCAGAGGAGGUGGCUCAGGGGGCAGAGAAGCUGCUGGGCGACGUGGCCUACAGCCUGCUGUGGUUUAACUGUGAGCACUACGUCAUGUACUGCCGCUAUGGCACGGCCAUCAGCUUUCAGACCUACCAGUUCUGUAAGGCAGUGAGGAAGAUCUUCUGCAGCAGGAAGUGUGCCCUCCUGUCGGCCCUGACCGGCAUGGGCAUCAUGAGCUACCUCGGCUCCGUCACGCCACUAACCACCCUGCCCACCAUCCUCACCCCCUUCCUCAUCUGGAUGGCAUCGUAGCCAGCUGGCAGCUUUGCCCUUUUCAGAUGGAUCAUUAUCAGAUCAUCACACUCUUUUAUUUGUCAUUUUAUGCCUUUUGGUUUUAUAAGGGUAUUUGCCAUCCACAUGCAUAAGAGUAGGACAAAUAUGUACAGUGUGUAUUUUAUGAAGGAUGCAUGUAAUGUACUGUAUUGAAAGAAAGUGUCACAGAAAGGUUUUAUGUGGGAUGUGAAUAUUUUGUUUAAAAGGUUAUUUAAAAGCUUUCUUAUUUUAGAGAAAAUGUAGGUAACAGAUAGUGAGUAGUCAGUUAGGAUAACUAUUAUUGAGGUGAAUAGCAGUUCUAACUGUUAACUGUUAAAUCAGUUGUAAAUCUUAAAGCUUAUAUUUUAAUGUAUUGUCAUAUAACUUUUUUGUAUUCGUAUAACGUUCGUAUAUAUUCGUUUUUAUUCGUUUUUGUAUUCAGUAAAUUUGGGUAUGCACAAUGUAUAACAUUGUCACAUAUUUGAUUAAACUAGGCUGCUAUGACAUUA
Messenger RNA from Alosa alosa (allis shad), 1217 nucleotides. Its product is annotated as lecithin retinol acyltransferase family protein. Gene Ontology annotation, molecular function: phosphatidylcholine-retinol O-acyltransferase activity. Lineage: Eukaryota; Metazoa; Chordata; Actinopteri; Clupeiformes; Clupeidae. The transcript has 2 exons. Bases 1 to 708 code for a protein of 235 amino acids. Gene Ontology annotation, biological process: retinol metabolic process. The record is from RefSeq and is a predicted model, not a curated record.